AGUGUUUGAUUGAAUGUGAUGGAAAUGGCAAGAGGACGCCGAAAGAAGACCCAAAUGAGUAACAACUUCAUUUGGACUGGAGGUGUCGUCCUGGAAAUAGGAAAGGUUUAGGAUAAAUGAUGAUUUAAUCCUUUUUCAUGAGAUUCUUAGCAGACAUAUCAACAGAUAACGAAGUAAAUAUCAAUAAAAAGAGCAGAAGUCUGAUCCAAACAUUUAACACUGGGAAAAGUUAAAUCAGGAGAGACGUUAUUUUCACGAUGUCAGAACAAAAAAGCCUUAAUCUUGAGGAUUCUGAUAAGGAAAAGGAAUCAUUAGGUCUUUUUGUCUGUGGUGUAUGCUCAACAUCUUUUCCAAAUAAAAGGAAAUUGACUUUUCACUUGAAAAAGAAACACAACCAGUCCUCUAAGAUUCCGGACUGUGAGUUGAUUUGUUAUGUAUGUUGCAAAAAAUUUUCCCAGCCAUAUAACCUGCAGCGUCACCUCAGCAGGGUGCACAUGAAAGACAAACCAUUCUCAUGUGAUCGCUGUGGAAAAACUUUUUCUGACAAACGUACUAUGUUACAUCAUAGGGAGUAUCAGCAUUCUGAAUAUCGUUGUGCACUUUGUGGACUUUCAUUUGAUGAAAACGAGAAGCUUGAAACUCAUCAGUGCAGUGCAAUCUUCAUUGAAGGUUCAGAAAAGCCGUAUGGGUGCAAGAUAUGUAAGAAAUGGUUUGGAAAUGGAAGUACACUACACUUGCAUGUCAAAACGCAUUCUUUUUUAGAGGAAGAUUGUAAAUUAGUUGCCCAUUAUACAUGUGGUGUUUGCACAAAGGUAUUUAAGACCAGAAAGGAAUUUAAUGAUCACAUGAAAAUCCACAAAAAAGAUCAACUUGCAGAAAGGAAAACAACUCCUGAUAUUGUAUAUCAUGAACCAGAAAAAAUAGUCAUCAAAAAGAUUGACUCAAAAAAUGGCAAGGUUCUUGUGGAAUGUGAUGUAUGUGGAAAGAACUUAAGUAUAAACUCAAUUCAGAAACAUAGGAAAAUUCACAAUGGUGAGCUCAUUAUGUUAAACUGCUCUGUUUGUGAAAAAGUUUUUUCAUCUUCGCAUAAUCUGCAAAGACACAUGAAUACUGUUCAUAUGAAUAAGAGGUCUUUCUGCUGUGAAUAUUGUGGGAAGCAAUUUGCAGAAAAGGCUACGAUGCUUUAUCACAAAUAUACUCGACAUGCCAAAAAUGCUUGUAAAAAGUGUGGAAUUUCCUUUGAAAGUAAGUCAAGGCUUCAUAAACACGAAUGCUAUGCUGUUCUGUAUGAUAAUGGAUCAAAGAAACCUCUGUAUGGAUGCAAAAGAUGUAAGAAGUACUUCGUUCACAGGUGUAAACUCCAUCGCCACAUGAAGAAUCACAUUGACUCUGGCCCUAAACUACUUUCUGCCAGAAGUAAGCGUUUAAUGGAAAAGUUUAAAAAUGAAGAAACAGAUGGAAAUAAUGAAAUGGAGGAUAAGAAAGACAGUUCUGAUGAAAGAGGGAGAAGUAAUGUGUCUUCAGACAAUAAUGACAGUGAUAAAUAUAUAUGCUAUUCCACAAAAGAACCAAAUGAUGACAUGAAAAUCCAACAGAAGAAUUUAAAUAAAGAUAGUGAAAUGCAUCCUGACUUGUCCCUAUUUCAUGAACCCAACAACAUUGCUGUAAAAAAGAUUGACCCAGAGAAUGGUUUGGUACUUGUGGAAUGUGACAUUUGUGGAAAGACACUAAGCAUUAAUUCUAUACAGAAUCACAAGAAACUUCACAGUGGUAGGCAGAGUAAUUUUAAGUGCUCUUUUUGUGAAAAGGUCUUGUCGAAUUCACAUAAUCUGAAACGACACAUAAAUGCUGUUCAUAUGAAUGAGAGGUCUUUCUGUUGUGAAUAUUGUGGAAGGCUAUUUAAAGAAAAGAGUUCUAUGACAUAUCAUGUGAAUUUUCAGCAUUCAGAUAUUUUCUGUAAAAGUUGUGGACUUUCUUUUGAAAAUGAAUUCAAUCUUCAGGAACAUGAAUGUCUUGCGGUACUAUAUGAUACUGGUAAAAAGAAAAAUAAUUUUGGAUGCAAGAAAUGUGAAAAAUGUUUCAGUCAAAGAUAUAAACUUCAUCGUCACAUCUGGAAACAUGUUCGUCCCAAAAAAAUCUCCGCCAAAAGUAAGCGUUUGAUAGAAAAGUUCCAAAAUGAAGAAAUGGAGGAUGAUGUUAGCAGUUCAGAUGGGAGGGGGAUUUCCUCAGACAAUGAAAUUAGCGACUCUGAGAUGGGUAAUGUAGAGAGUAAAGAAAGAUCACCUGAAGCAAGAGAAACACUUUCUGUUGUUAGUAAUUACACAAAUCACAAUGAAAAUUCUGACAAGAGAGCUGCAGGUGUCCUAUUUUGUGAGAUAUGCAAGGAAAUGUUUGUGUGUGAGGAUGAUUUUGAACAUCAUCAAAUGUGGCAUGAAGAAGUGAGUCUUAAUACAGAGUGACCUCUUGACCCUGGCAGUGAUUGGUCCAUGGAAACGGGACAUACUUUGUAAUAUAACAUUCCAAUACCAAGUGAUUCCAACAAUUCAGUUUAUAAAAGGAAUGAUAAGCAUUAAAACUCCAUAUACAAAAUUGUAUGUGUUAUCUAUGAUUUGGAAAUGAAGGUUAAUUUGGAUCAAUUUGGAUUUGGAUUGAUCCCUACAGGGUCCAGUUUUAAAUUUGUACUGUAAAUGUCGAAAAUCUUUCUGGAGGUAGAUUUGCACUUUUUGUUCGCCAACCCUUUGCAUGGGAAUUUCUCCCCGCUGUGUAAGCAUUUCUAUGUUUACAGUAUGUACUUUGUUGUAAAAUUUUGAUCAACAAUCUUGAGGAAAUUCAAUUUUUGCAAUUAUGUUUCCUUAAAUUAGUGGACUAACAUUCAUAUUCUAAAGCAGUCAAAUGUAAAUUGCUUGUUUGUAGUAUUUUGCUGAAGUAUUUUUAU
Molecule: messenger RNA, 2935 nt
Organism: Saccostrea echinata
Lineage: Eukaryota; Metazoa; Mollusca; Bivalvia; Ostreida; Ostreidae
Product: zinc finger protein 91-like
Exons: 1
Coding region: 258-2459 (733 amino acids)
Biological process (GO): regulation of transcription by RNA polymerase II
Cellular component (GO): chromosome
Molecular function (GO): chromatin insulator sequence binding
Source: RefSeq, a predicted model, not a curated record